Molecule: messenger RNA, 4785 nt
Organism: Lepus europaeus (European hare)
Lineage: Eukaryota; Metazoa; Chordata; Mammalia; Lagomorpha; Leporidae
Product: zinc finger protein 658B-like
Exons: 5
Biological process (GO): regulation of transcription by RNA polymerase II
Molecular function (GO): RNA polymerase II cis-regulatory region sequence-specific DNA binding; DNA-binding transcription factor activity, RNA polymerase II-specific
Source: RefSeq, a predicted model, not a curated record
AUGAUAGCAUUUGAAGACCUGGCCGUGUACUUUAGCUGGGAGGAAUGGCAGAACAUGAACAAUGCUCAGAAAAUCCUAUACAGAGAUGUGAUGCUGGAGACCUACAGCAGCCUCUUCUCUUUGGAGCAAGGAGAAGAGCCAUGGAUGGUGGACAAAUGCUUGAAUCAGAGCCUUUCAGGUCAGUCUGCAAAUAAGAGACAGGAGGCCAAAGCAGAAAGUGUGCAUAUGUUGACUGGUAGUCUUUCCAUGAAUUUUUCUCAAGCCUUACUCCUAAUGACAGCUGGUUUUGUGGAUCAGACACAGGCAUUUAGAGAUACCAUGGUCAUGAAAAGGGAUGACCUGGUUAGGAUCAACCAGGAAAGUCAGGACACAAAUCUGAAUCAGGAUUUUAUGAAAAAUAACAAGACAUCAGCUCACAAGAGAAUUGAAUUAAGAAAAACCCUUAGUUUAAAUUCAAGCCAUAUUCCAACACUGAUUAUUAAAAAGGGAAUCUAUUCAGGAUUGAAGCCUGAGGAAUGCAAUAAAUGUCACACUGUGUAUCCUCCCAGUGGGCCUGAUCAACUACAGGCUGGAGAGAAAUUUGAUACCACUACAAUACCUGGAAAAUCUCUCCAGUUCUUUGAGCCUCUUAAUCAGCAUGACAAUAUUCACAUCAUGAAGCAGCCAUUUGGACCCACUGGACAAGCAAAAGUCUUCACAAGAAAGAUGUUCUGGAAAUCUGAGAGGAGACUAAAUACAAGGGAAAAACUUUACACAUGUAACCCUUUUGGAAAAUCACUCAGUAUUAAUUCACCUUAUGAAUGUAAAGACUGUGGAAAAGCCUUUGGACAAAAGUCAGUCCUCAGGAAAUGUGAACAAAUUCACACAGCAGAGAAACCUCAUGAAUCUAGUGACUGUGGAAAAGCCUUUACACAAAGGUCAUACCUCAUAAACCAUCAGCGAAUUCACACAGGGGAGAAACUUUAUAAAUGCCUUCAUUGUGGAAGAGGCUUUCUGUGGAAGUCAGUCCUCAUCGUACACCAGAGAAUUCACACAGGGGAGAAACCUCAUGAAUGUAAUGACUGUGGAAAAGCCUUUGGACAAAAGUCAGACCUCAUCAUACACCAGCAAAUUCACACAGGGGAUAACCCUCAUGAAUGUAAUGACUGUGGAAAAGCAUUUGGACACAAGUCACACCUCAUCAUAUAUCAGCGAAUUCACAGAGAGGAGAAACUUCAUAAAUGUAAUGACUGUGGAAAAGCCUUUGGAAGAAAGUCAUACCUCAUAUUACACCAGAGAAUUUAUACAGGGGAGAAACCUCAUGAAUGUAAUGACUGUGGAAAAGCCUUUGGAAGAAAGUCACAGCUCCUCAUACAUCAGCGAAUUCACACAGGGGAGAAAGCUCAUAAAUGUAAUGACUGUGGAAAAGCAUUUGGACACAAGUCACACCUCAUCAUACACCAGCAAAUUCACACAGGGGAGAAACCUCAUGAAUGUAAUGACUGUGGAAAAGCAUUUGGACACAAGUCACACCUCAUCAUACACCAGCAAAUUCACACAGGGGAGAAACCUCAUGAAUGUAAUGACUGUGGAAAAGCAUUUGGACACAAGUCAAACCUCAUGAACCAUCAGCAAAUUCACACAGGGGAGAAACCUCAUGAAUGUAAUGACUGUGGAAAAGCAUUUGGACAAAAAUCAGACCUCAUAAAACAUCAGCGAAUUCACACAGGGGAGAAACCUCAUGAAUGUAAUGACUGUGGAAAAGCCUUUGGACACAAGUCACACCUCAUAAAACAUCAGCGAAUUCACACAGGGGAGAAACCUCAUAAAUGUAAUGACUGUGGAAAAGCAUUUGGACAAAAGUCACACCUCAUCAUACACCAGCGAAUUCACACAGGGCAGAAACCUCAUGAAUGUAAUGACUGUGGAAAAGCCUUUGGACAAAAGUCAGGCCUCAUCGUACACCAGAGAAUUCACACAGGGCAGAAACCUCAUAAAUGUAAUGACUGUGGAAAAGCCUUUGCACGAAAGUCAGACCUCAUCGUACACCAGCGAAUUCACACAGGGCAGAAACCUCAUGAAUGUAAUGACUGUGGAAAAGCCUUUGGAUACAAGUCAGCCCUCCUCAUACAUCAGCGAAUUCACACAGGGGAGAAACCUCAUGAAUGUAAUGACUGUGGAAAAGCCUUUGGAUGCAAGUCAAACCUCAUGAAACAUCAGCGAAUUCACACAGGGGAGAAACCUCAUAAAUGUAAUGACUGUGGAAAAGCAUUUGGACACAAGUCACACCUCAUCAUACACCAGCAAAUUCACACAGGGGAGAAACCUCAUGAAUGUAAUGACUGUGGAAAAGCAUUUGGACACAAGUCAAACCUCAUGAAACAUCAGCGAAUUCACACAGGGGAGAAACCUCAUAAAUGUAAUGACUGUGGAAAAGCAUUUGGAAGAAAGUCACACCUCAUCAUACACCAGAGAAUUCACACAGGGGAGAAACCUCAUGAAUGUAAUGACUGUGGAAAAGCCUUUGGACAAAAAUCAGACCUCAUAAAACAUCAGCGAAUUCACACAGGGGAGAAACCUCAUGAAUGUAAUGACUGUGGAAAAGCCUUUGGACAAAAAUCAGACCUCAUAAAACAUCAGCGAAUUCACACAGGGGAGAAACCUCAUGAAUGUAAUGACUGUGGAAAAGCCUUUGGACACAAGUCACACCUCAUCAUACACCAGCGAAUUCACACAGGGCAGAAACCUCAUGAAUGUAAUGACUGUGGAAAAGCCUUUGGACAAAAGUCAGGCCUCAUCGUACACCAGAGAAUUCACACAGGGCAGAAACCUCAUAAAUGUAAUGACUGUGGAAAAGCCUUUGGACAAAAGUCAGACCUCAUAAACCAUCAGCGAAUUCACACAGGGGAGAAACCUCAUAAAUGUAAUGACUGUGGAAAAGCCUUUGGACAAAAGUCAGGCCUCAUCGUACACCAGAGAAUUCACACAGGGCAGAAAACUCAUGAAUGUAAUGACUGUGGAAAAGCCUUUGGACAAAAGUCAGGCCUCAUCGUACACCAGAGAAUUCACACAGGGCAGAAACCUCAUAAAUGUAAUGACUGUGGAAAAGCCUUUGCACGAAAGUCAGACCUCAUCGUACACCAGCGAAUUCACACAGGGCAGAAACCUCAUGAAUGUAAUGACUGUGGAAAAGCCUUUGGAUACAAGUCAGCCCUCCUCAUACACCAGCAAAUUCACACAGGGGAGAAACCUCAUGAAUGUAAUGACUGUGGAAAAGCAUUUGGACACAAGUCAAACCUCAUGAAACAUCAGCGAAUUCACACAGGGGAGAAACCUCAUAAAUGUAAUGACUGUGGAAAAGCAUUUGGAAGAAAGUCACACCUCAUCAUACACCAGAGAAUUCACACAGGGGAGAAACCUCAUGAAUGUAAUGACUGUGGAAAAGCCUUUGGACAAAAAUCAGACCUCAUAAAACAUCAGCGAAUUCACACAGGGGAGAAACCUCAUGAAUGUAAUGACUGUGGAAAAGCCUUUGGACAAAAAUCAGACCUCAUAAAACAUCAGCGAAUUCACACAGGGGAGAAACCUCAUGAAUGUAAUGACUGUGGAAAAGCCUUUGGACACAAGUCACACCUCAUCAUACACCAGCGAAUUCACACAGGGCAGAAACCUCAUGAAUGUAAUGACUGUGGAAAAGCCUUUGGACAAAAGUCAGGCCUCAUCGUACACCAGAGAAUUCACACAGGGCAGAAACCUCAUAAAUGUAAUGACUGUGGAAAAGCCUUUGGACAAAAGUCAGACCUCAUAAACCAUCAGCGAAUUCACACAGGGGAGAAACCUCAUAAAUGUAAUGACUGUGGAAAAGCCUUUGGACAAAAGUCAGGCCUCAUCGUACACCAGAGAAUUCACACAGGGCAGAAAACUCAUGAAUGUAAUGACUGUGGAAAAGCCUUUGGACAAAAGUCAGGCCUCAUCGUACACCAGAGAAUUCACACAGGGCAGAAACCUCAUAAAUGUAAUGACUGUGGAAAAGCCUUUGGACAAAAGUCAGACCUCAUAAACCAUCAGCGAAUUCACACAGGGGAGAAACCUCAUAAAUGUAAUGACUGUGGAAAAGCAUUUGGAAGAAAGUCAGACCUCAUAAACCAUCAGCGAAUUCACACAGGGGAGAAACCUCAUGAAUGUAAUGACUGUGGAAAAGCCUUUGGAAGAAAGUCACAGCUCCUCAUACAUCAGCGAAUUCACACAGGGGAGAAACCUCAUAAAUGUAAUGACUGUGGAAAAGCAUUUGGAAGAAAGUCAGACCUCAUAAACCAUCAGCGAAUUCACACAGGGGAGAAACCUCAUGAAUGUAAUGACUGUGAAAAAGCCUUUGGAAGAAAGUCACAGCUCCUCAUACAUCAGCGAAUUCACACAGGGGAGAAACCUCAUGAAUGUAAUGACUGUGGAAAAGCCUUUGGAAGAAAGUCACAGCUCCUCAUACAUCAGCGAAUUCACACAGGGCAGAAACCUCAUGAAUGUAAUGACUAAACCUCAUAAAUGUAAUACUGUGGAUAAGCAUUUGGAAGAAAGUCACACCUCAUAUCAUACUGGAGAAUUCACACAGGGGAGAAACCCCAUGAAAGUAAUGACCAAGGGAAAGCCUCUGGAUAAAAGUCAAUCCUUUAGAAACAUCAGAGAAUUCACACAGGGCAGAAACCUCAUGAAUGUAAUGACUGUGGAAAAGCCUUUGGACAAAAGUCAGACCUCAUCAUACACCAGCAAAUUCACACAGGGUGGAAACCUCAUGAAUGUAAUGACUGUGGA